AUGGUUUUUUCUGUCAAAAUGUCUACUGAGCAUUUGACUGUCCAUUUUCGUAAACAAAAGUUAAUAACGUUCGAAUGGAACAUUUUAGACGCGAAUUUUUUUUCUUAAAGUGCUGCUCAUUGCGUGAUUCUGAACGAAUUAAGUUGAUUUUUAAUUGUACCAUUGUUGGGAUGCAGAGGUUAUGAAAAAUUAUCGGUUUUGCUGGCUGGUACGACGUGGGAUUGACUUUAUUUUAAAUCGUGUGGCUCCCGUAAAUAAUUGAACUGCGGCAAAAUUCAUUCAUGGCAAAACCGACAAUUAGGAAAGUGUGCCCGCCGGCCUCGGAACUUUCGGAAAUAAAGAUUAACAUCCCGUGCCCCGAGGAGGGUUGCGGCGGACUGUUCUUCAACUCGGCCAUGCUUGACAUGCACCUCUUGAAGCACCACAAGAAGCUGAACAGCUGCCCGUCGAAGAGGGAGGAUGUCUCCGUCCAGUACCACUGCCCCGUCGACUCGUGCCCCUAUCACAUGGGCUCGGAGCGGUUCUUCAAGUGCAUGAAGUAUCUGAAGCAGCACUUCUUGAAGGCUCACGCAGAGAAGAAGUUCUGCUGCGAGAAGUGUGGGAAAGGCUUCCCCACAGAGGCAGCCAGGAAGUACCACCUCCCGACUUGCGGGGUGGCAUUUGUCUGCUCCUGCAAGAAGACCUACGGUUCGUACGGUGCGCUGGUAACGCAUGCUAAGAGGACCUUCCACACGUUCGAUAAGAAGUUCCGACUGUACGGAAGAAGUUCGGCGAACAACAUGGUGGAGGCAGAAAGAUUAAUGAAGUCGCAAGACAUAAAGUUUGCCCCUGCGACGGUGGCGGUAUCAAUCCAGCUGCUGGCCGCUGUGGCGCUCAACGAGUUGUCGCACCCCGCCGCGAAAGCUUCCCAGAACAAGGAGGUGCAGACAGAACCAAGCUACGUGGAGGGCAAGCGUGCCAGAAGGAGCCCCCAGAAGGCCGGUGAGAGGGCGGCCAAGAGGCGAACGUCCGCGCAGACCCAGACGGGCUCCGUCUCCCGCCACAAGCAGCCCAAGAUCAGUGCCCAGACCCAGACUAGUGGGGACUGCAUCCUGAAGAAAGCGAUGCAGGCUGCGGACAUCCCAGUGGCUCACGGAGGCCCCGGCCCUGGCACGAAGCAGCCCGCACAGGCGAGGCGUCGGAGGAAGAGCAUGGAGACGCAGACUUCUGGCCGGCUGGACAAGACCUCCAAGGACAAGCACUUGAUGUCCACGAGCGGGGGUUCGUUCGACAUGUCUCUAUCGGAACUGUUCUCGACCGAGAGGAACACCUCGAGCACACAGACCAUCCCUGGGCCGGCGGCCUUCCAGACAGACACGCUCAGCAGUUUGACACAGACCGACAUGAAUGAGCCCAGUUUGUGUGAGCCCGCCUCGCUACUGGCCAUGGACUCUUAUGCUAAGCCCUUGGGAAGCCUAAACAGUUUCUUUGACGACAGCCUGGAAGGGGUGCCCAAGCUGGAGUCGUGUUUCCAGGCGGAAGACGCUAGCCUGAUGGGCGACGAGCCGGGCUACUCGGAGCAGCAGAUCGAGAGCAUCCUGACGCGUAACCAGGAGGUGAUGCUGGGGGGCACGGGCUCGUGCAGCACGGAGACUCAGACGGAGGUCGACUUGGGCGAGGGCUGCUCCCCACACGAUGACCUGCCCUUCACACUUUGCUUGAACAAUGAGACACAGACGACAGAAGACUUCUCCUGCUUCGACGACCUGCUCUACUCGAACAUGUGCACGCAGACGUGCGAUGACGCCAUGUUCCUGGACUUUGACUUCAACAGCAUCGAGACCCAGACGGUCGGCUCUGUGUACAGGGAAGAUCUGACUUUUGCGUCUGCAGAAACGCAGACGCCCUUCUCGGAUGCAUCGCUUGUAGCCCACGACUCUCCGGCUUCAUGGUUGUCCGAGAUGAGCAACAUGGAAACUCAGACGGAUGUGGACAGCCUGAUUGCAGAGUUAUCGAAGAAUGAUACAAACCACAAACUGUUAUGAGGGUUCCUGGAAUAUAUGUAGUUUCGACAGGCUGCAUAUUUUUCCCAGAGGAAUGCUCUGCUGAAGCUAGUCAGUUUGAUGAUGAAACAGUGAGAUUUGAAGAAGAGUUAAAAUAAAAAUUAUAUGUUUUUGUUAUGCAUAGAUAUGCAAGAAAUUAAGAAAAUGGCCAUUGGUUAUAUAUUUAUUUAAAUUGUUAUUUAUAGUUGACCAAUGAAUAUUUUUAUUGAAAUUCAAAGUGAAUUGUAAAUAAUCUUUUAUUUAUAGUUAAAAAUUUAGGUUUUUGAUAUGAAUGCUUGGUGCCAGUAGUAAUAUAGUUUAUUGUGUGCCAAAAUCACUUGGUGCUUCAAAUAGUUCAUAUUUGUUUUUGCGUGGUUUGUAUAUUUAUAGUGAAGCCUUGAUUCUUAAUAGAAACAAAUACUAUCAUAAAAUGAAAUAGGGAAAUACUAUAAAAUAACUUUGCAUAAAAUAAGACUGGAUUUGUAAUCAGGUUACAUAUCUGGAGGAAAGCAGCAAGACACAAGUUUUUAAGUAGUAUUUAAUGCUCUCAAUAUAUGGUGAAGUAUCAUUAAAAUAUGACUUUUUUUAUCUUGUAUGUUAUAAAGUAAUUAUUAUUAAUACUGUUUUCAAUAGAUGUGUAUAGAUGAGAGCUAAAUUUAUGAUGCAUUUGAAAGUGUGAUUGGCUUGCAAAAUAUUAUUGCCGAUGUUCAACACUUGCUUUUUAAUAUGUCUAUAUAAUAAUUAUGUGCUCAUUAUGAUUGCAAAUUUUGCUGUAAUUUUACUGUUCAAUAAAUGGCCAAUCAUCUAAAAUAUAAGUAAUACGAAAAUGUUAGAUUUCCUCAUUGUGAAAAUAUUUAGUAUUCAGCACUGGGUAGAGAAUGAUUGUGGUUUAACUUCACAAAAGAAAUCUAUGUGUGUGUUUGAAGGUGAAUAGAGAAUAGAGUAAAAUUGUUGAACUAAAAGUAUGUAGUGUGUUUUGUAAUCUAAGAGAGUUCUUCACUGUGUUAUGGUAAUUUAAUAUAUUGCCAUUGCACAAAACAUGGGGCAGCUCUCUCAACCUCGUACUGCUUGCCACAUGUACAAAAGUUUUGUGUUGUUAUUACAGUUGGAUGCUCUGCUUUUCUUGUAUGCCUCAUAUUCCAGAUGGAAAUAUGUUGUAUACUAAUUGAGACUAGUAAUUAUGUCAUUCACUUUAAAAUCAUAGUAGGUGGUGUGAAUUAUUGUAAAGUGUGUUGUUUGGAUUGGAAUGAAAUGAAGUUAUUUGAGUUCUUUCAGGAAAAUUAUUUAGUGUAAUUGAUGUGGAUUAGUUUCUUAGACAAAAAUAAGUGCUAGUAUUAAGGUGUGUCUUAUUUGUUCAUUGUUAAUAAAUUAGGGUUAUCUUAAAUUAACUCCUAAAGUGUACUGAAUUAAAUGUUUGUGCAAGUGUAGAAUCAGUAUUUCUGAGACACUGGGUAGUGUGGGGAGGGUUGCUCUAUGGUUUAGCCCUUAUUUUGUGACUCGGCAAAAAGCAUUAGUCUCACGUAAACAAUAUGUUUUUACUGGCAGUUUCUGGGUGAGACUUGUAUCUAAUGCUUCUUCAAGACUGAGUGUUCUACUCCACUUCAGGUAUUGUUUGAAAAAUAUUUUUAAAAAAUGUGUUAUGCAAAUUUACCUCAAUGGACCCUAUGGGAACCACUCAAAUCUCAUAAAUGAAAAUGUACUGAAAAUCAUUACAAGAGACAUAGUUCAAACUUUAUAUUAUGCACAUUAAUCAGUCAUGCAUAGGUACAAGAAAUACAUAAAUGUGUGUAUAUGAGGUGUGUGUGGGGCACAACGUCCUAAUUAAUUUUUUUUGUAAAAUAUUUCUUAUCUCUACUAAUCUCUUAAAGUUAAAGUGGAAAAUAUAUGAACCUAGCAAGGAAUUUAUUUUAAUGCUCUCAAUUUUUCAUAUAUUGUCUAAUAGCUGUUAUAUUAUGGGUAUAUGUACGUGGUUUAAAUGUUUUAAAGUUUACCAAAUUAAUUGCCCUCCCCCCAAAUGUCUCUCAAUGAUGUAUUCUUAGUGCAUAUAAAUUGUUUUUGUAGAAGUUGUGCUUUUUGUAAUAUUGUUUUUGUAGUUUGUGAAAAAUAGUUUAAUCUGUAGAGUGAAUUUUGUGGCAUGGAAUUUGUGUUCAUUUUAAACUUGGUUUUCCUUUUUGAAUACCAAGUGAGGCCAACCUUACGGAGCAAGUGGUUAUUGUCUACACAUAGCAUGUGCAAAUGCUGCCUAGGACACAUGGUAUUAUAUUGCAACGUUAGUGUUAUAAGCUUUUAAGAGAUGGAAUGGCAGCCGUGGUCAAGACCUUUUAAGAUGGCUGGGUUUGUUGGGUGAGAAUAAUCUUAUAGCAUCAGUACUGCUCAGGCAUAGCUGCAGUAAUUUAUACCAGAUAAAUUUUUCAUCUUAGAUAUAAAAUACACUAAUUGCUUUGUCUAUAUUUGCAUUGAGGUAUCACUUGUCUAGCCAAAUUAUGGUUCGCUGAACAAAAUAGCUUUCUUGGAUUAAGAUAAACAGUAGUCUUGAUUAACCAAAAUAAUGUAAACAGCGUCAAUCUCGGAUAAGCUAAAUCUUCAUAAUCCAGAUAUACCUAUUAAGAAAAUAUUCUUUGUUUUCAGUUACAGUGGUAUCAUUUUUUGAGGUAAUGUUUUUUUCAUCUUUUCUUCAGUGUAGAUAUUUUCACUUCACUCCAUGAUUUUCCCAGCCAGUAUAUGGCAACUUUGAGGUUAACUUUUGUUAGGUUUUUGACAAUAGAUCAUUUUGUAGGUUCUCAAGCAGAUGUUUUCUUGUUUGCUUGUAAUGGAGCUGUAGCUCGGCUUGGAUAAUGCAGAACCUCAGUUUAUCUAAUCUCGGUUGAUCAAGACUCUAUUGUACUUAUUUUUUACGGAAUAAUAAUUAAUCUAUGAAUAGAGGUCACUGUAUGUAUUUGCAUGAGUGUAGCUGCAGUUUCUGGGGCGUUUAUAACUCUCCGUCCAAAUCUUUGCAUACCAGUGAUUCAUAGUCGCUUAUUUCCCCAACCAGCUCUCCCAUAGUUGUAGUGUUGGGAAGAUCCUGUUUUGCUUUAUGUUCCAUUCAAACAGCAUGAGCCCUUAUGAAGUAAAGUCAGAAUGCAAAAACAGUAGCACACAAUUGUGUAAUAUUAAUAUAAAUGCUUUGAAGUACAGUAUAUUAAAAUCCACUAGUCCUGUAAAUUUAAAUAAGAGGGGGAGAAAAUCAAAAUGGCAAGCCUUUACACUUGCUUGUCUGAAUAUGUUAACGAACCCACAUUUGUUUUCCCAUGCAUUAAAUAUCAGCAGUAUUAAUGUUAGUUUUUUAAUGUUUUUAGUAGAGUGCAGUAAAUAUAAAUUAGUAAUCUCACACCAUCAGCUAUAGUAAAAAUUAUUAAAAGCUUGAACACACCUCUUUUUUUGUAGAAAAAGGAAGGGGUUGGAAAGCAAGUGGAAGUAGAGGUACUUGCGGAGAUUACGGAAGAAGCAGAAGGAAUUCCCAGAUUGAUAGGAAGGAAAAUUUGCCAGGGAGAAGAUUGUCGCACUCGUCAUGCAUGAGCGUGAUAGCUCAGAGUAGGCCAUGCACUGUGUGAACAGCAGUAGUGGAAGAAAGUGAAACUACUGGAGGCUUAGAGAGAAAGAGAGAUACCAGGGGAGUGGUGGGAAGAUAGAGUAAAGAGGCAGCCAUUCUCAAGGCUGACUGGAAAUAGCUGUGGGCAACAAUAACACACAACUAAAUGUGUUUGGGAAUAUUCUUCGUUGUAGACGUGUUAGUAACAGAGUUCCAAGAAGACUGCUUUGAAGGCUACUGAAGUACCACUGAAACUGUCAUCUUCAAGCCAUGCACGUGUGUGAAUACAUGAAACGUGCUGGUUGCGCGGAGGUGAACAAGUUAGUCAGUCUAGGAACUUUCCGAUCGUACCUUUUGCCACGUGUGGGUAAAUUCAACUGUAAUUAGUACUCAACUUAUAAACAAUGUGUGCUUUUUUAGAACUCUAAUGAAUAUCCAAGGAUCAUAAAUGUUUUAAUUAUUUUUGAUGUGUAACAUCUAAGCUCUCUGUUUACGGCAUUUGGUAGUAGUAAUUUCGUGAAUGCGAUGGAAAUGGGUAACAGGAAGUAGGGAGAAGCGCAUGCCAUGGCGUUUAAAAAAGAGAGGGCGGAAGGGAGAAAGAAAAAGAAGAGAGAGCUGUUUUUCAUUAGUUUUGCUAACAGUAGGCUGGAACAGCAUGAAGCAUUGCCAUGUGGCUUUUCUAAUAUGUUAUAAAUAUGUUGUGAAAUAAUAAUGUAUAUUUUAUAAUACAAAUUCAAUAAAUAAUAAGUGUUGUAUUAAUAUGUGUUGUAUUAAUACAUAAUUUGUGACGCAGUAGGUUAGAUGUUGCACAUCACAGACGAGUACUGAAAAACUCACUUUUUUAAAAUUAUUUAGUAUUGACAGUAGUGGUAGCCUUUUAAUGAAUUAGGAACAUUGAAAUAUACAUGUCAAGGAACAAGGUUCAUAAAUAGGAUGGAAGAAGAGCAAUGAAAAGCACUCAUGCAAUAGACUGGUUUAGACCCCACAAUCUGCCGAGUGCAAUUCAGAUGUGCUUAGGCACGAUCAGAUGGUCUUGAAAAUCAAAAUGCUUGGCGAACUUUCUGUAUGCAGCUUUCUUAAACAGUAUGAAAUGGCUCUGCACCUCUUAACUGUGACCAAUGUUGUUUUUACUAUUCAGUUUCUGACCUCAAUUCCUGGUUUGACUCGGUUCGUAAGCAUGGAGCCGAUGCGGCGUGGUUCGGAACUACUAAUCGUGCAAGUCUGUUACCUUGAGCAUCCGAGAUAACCUGCUUAUGUAAUAAUCCUACCUUCAACUUUUUUAUCAUUUAGUUUGUAUAGACAAAUGGUAUAGAUAAAUGUUUUAGGGCUCUGCACGUACUCAUUAUAGCCUUUCUGUUCUUCUGUUCAUACAGCUUUUGUUAUGUAAGAACUGUUGCACUACCCUCAUGGUUUGCAAUUUCUCAAAUUAUUAUGAUAUCCAAUCCCAAUAAUAAUGAUUGCAAUGAGAAAAAUACAUUUCUGGCACUGUUUUGUAAAUAACAUAAAAACAAACUAAAAUUUUCAAAUUAAUAAUUCUGGGGAAUAGGUUUUUUAUGUAUAAAAGUACAUCUAUUAUGCACUGAUUGCAAACACUUUGGUAAAAAGAAUUUAAAGGAAAAUGCUUAUUUUAAAAUGUUUUACUACACAAUAAAACAUACAAUUCUAAGAAAAGUUUUUUUUAGUAUUUUGGUAGAACUUUAAUCAACUUGUCUCUAAAUGUGACAAUCUGUUUUUUGCAUGCUUUAGUUCAAAUUAUGAUGGUACCUGUUUAUAGACAGUAUACAGUUUUUUUUUGUGUGUGAAAAUUGUUUUUAAGUGAAAUGUGGUACUGAAAUAUUUGAAAUUGCUAUCUGGCCUAGUUCGCCUGUGUUAAACAUUGACUGGACAAACUGAAGCUGGCUGGACAUGCUCUUGCUGUCAGUACUGAGAUUUUAUUUUAAAUAUUUUGUUUACUGUUUUACCAUUGAUUGUACAAGUGCAAGAAAAUGUUUUUUUCCCCCACCGAACUGAUUUGUUGAAUUAUUUUUAUGAACAUUGCCAACUUUUUUGACACAGAGUGGUAGUAUAUAACACCUAUGUUGAAAAUCUUGGUGUUUAAAGCAUGUUUUUCUCAGAUAAUGGAAAUGCUACUCAGACGUAGAAAGUAUUAUAAGUUUAAUCGUUUCCAUGUACUAUUACCAUUGUGCAUUUUUAAGGUAAUUUUUAUACUUAUUCACUGUUCUACUUUAGUCAGUAGUGUUAGGUGUAUAUUGGGUGUAUUUUUGGCCAGUGAAAAAAAGAUGUAUGUUGUUUAUUAAAAAUAAUAAUGUGAAAUUAUUUGAAAACUUUGAGACUCAUUUAGAAUUAUGGUUGAAGCACUCUAAGUUUAUGUCAUGCAAUGAACAUAAUUUCAUGAGGAAAAAAUGUUUGAUUUUUUUUUAUAUUAACACACUUGAUUUAAUGAGGUGUGUAUUUAUUAUUGUUAUUUACCUUAACACAAUAUAUAUGUGGUCAGUGUAACAUUUGAGUGCCCAGACUCCUCUGCUGUUCGAGGGUAGAGAUGUGCUGAAUGCAUUGGCAUAGAUGCGAGACUUUCUGUGGUUCUCACUGUCGUACUUCUAUGCUUCUGAUCUCCAGUUAUGUAGUACGUCCCACAAGUAAGUGCACCUUGACAGAUAACUUCAUCAUUGUUUAAUGUUUGAAAGGUAAAUAUUUUUGCCAUCAUUUCUGAGCAAAAUACUAGUAAAUGAUUGGCUAGUCAGUUUCUUUGGAAAAACCAAUACUUCAUUUUAUUUACUGGAAUAAAUUGUGUGAAGUGACUUCUUGGCAACUCAAGUGAAUCUAUCACAAAAGGACACUCGCUGAUGGUACGCACUACAGCUGAAGGGCAUGCCUGACAACUGCAAUGAUAUUCUGUUGGUUCAUUGCCACGGACAUGCCAUUUCGUGGGACAGUUGGUCGUUCUGUAGCCAACAGCAUAGUGAAGGUAUUUGCAUGUCUGGUAUUUGUGAAGGCAGUUUUGUAAUAUUCUGUAACAUCACGAGUGUUAACAUAUUAAUUGUAUCACAUUCAAGAUUUUCAAAAGAUGAAAAUGCAUGACAGUGUAAUUUUACUAAGUGUACCAUUUAAAGAAAUUAAUUUUUUUGUGUGAAUUAAGAUGUCUAUUCUGGGAGUUGGUGUAAUGUACCUUAGUCACAAUGUUUAUAUGUGAUGUUUAUGUGCACAGAUUGUGUGCCAGGGGUGUGUGUUAAAAUAUUGCAUUAAAAUUGUUAUAGUAUUUGUUAUCUUGUAAGCACAAGAUAGGAUAAACUACAAGCGUUCCAUGGAUUAGUAAAUCCUGUAUUACCAUUAAUUUCCUUGAAUGACAAUGUUUCUAACUUAGAAAACUGUGUGCAAUAUGGAUUUGUUUUUGUGUAUGUCAACAUAAUCGUGUCUGUACGUUUCUUAAGGAAAGUUUUGUGAUGCGUCACAUUUUUUACUAGUAGGGUACCUGAACACAGAUCUUAUCCUAUGCUACAAAUUGCUGUGAUCUGCUUGCUUCCUCACACAUAACAUAAAGUUUGAUCAAUUGCAACUUCUUUAGUGAUAAAAAGCUAGUUGGAAACAACUACUAUAAAUAAUAGUUCAAAACUUUCUUCCUCAAUUGAGAACUGUGAAUGUUCUCCAGAAAUAUCUGUGCUAAAUGACUAGCACUGCAGCAGGUGGCAUAACUCGGGCCAGCCCGCACGCACUGAAGUGGCUAGGCACGGAUCGUGCUGAGGCAGAACUAUCGAGGAUUCCAAGACAGUGAACAAGUUGGGUUUUAUCAUUUUCCCCAGGAAACCGCACCAUUUUGUGACAUGUUUGAUCAAACCACAGGCAUUCAUUUCUAUUUAGCAUUUAGUGGUGUAUAUUGAACUGACUAAUAUACGCUCACACCACCUUCAACAACCCUUCUAUGAGCAUGUUUAGUUUUAUUUUGACGUAGUAUGUUUACACACCACAAGUCAUUGAACCAAGUCUUGUGUUCACUUAGAUUACAUAAUAUAGAUUUACAUUAUACUACAUAGUAUUAAAUAGUUGAAGUUUGUAGCACAUGAAAUCAAAUUGUGUAAACUGAAUCAUACAGUGUUAAUGCACACAUUUCACUGCCAUUACGUUUUCUGCCUAUACAAAGGCUGCUAAGAGAUAGUAGGUUGACGUGUACAAAUAUAGCUCGAAGCAAGUUCUCACUUAAUUUAAUUUUUUUUUUUGUCGCAUGUCAGAAAGUUGCAGAUUGUUAUCUUAGUUGUUCCUGUAGAGUAAUUUUAGCAUUAAGGCCGACGCUUGACAGAGUCGGUUAUGAGGCCUGUGUUUUGUGUUUGUCUUCUGCAGCUGUUUGUGUAGUUUGUAGCUUGCAUUUCCACUGUUGUGUGAACUGCCUGUAUUGUUUGUUUCCUUAGUACGAAUCUGUCUACAGUUUUUAUUAGAGUUGUUUUAGGGUAAGAUAAAGUUGUAGAGAUGAAGCUAUAAACCCAUAGUUGCCACAACAGAAAAAAAAAAUAAAA
This is a messenger RNA of Bacillus rossius redtenbacheri, 10094 nucleotides long. RefSeq lists its product as uncharacterized. The transcript has 3 exons. Lineage: Eukaryota; Metazoa; Arthropoda; Insecta; Phasmatodea; Bacillidae. Gene Ontology annotation, molecular function: DNA-binding transcription factor activity, RNA polymerase II-specific; transcription cis-regulatory region binding. Bases 282 to 2024 code for a protein of 580 amino acids. Gene Ontology annotation, cellular component: nucleus. Gene Ontology annotation, biological process: regulation of transcription by RNA polymerase II. The record is from RefSeq and is a predicted model, not a curated record.